AGGGCAGCAGCCUCGGAGACGAGGAUGUGACGAACGUGUAAAUAACCUGCACAGGCGUACUGAUACCAUAAUUCUUGGUUAUUUCCUGCCUUAAUAAUGGCCUGUGGAUUUGGGAAGACCGGUGUCCUGUCGGUUGGAAGCAGCAGAAAGGAGUGAAGCCUGGCCUACGAAACAAUUGCUUUCUAUUAAUUAUUUUAUCUGAUACUUUCUUUUCUUCUUACAGAUGAUUUUCACGACUUAUAGUAAUUAUUCCCUGCUACGAGAUUGUUGUCCUGUCAUUGUUUUCACCUGGAUCAAGCAAUCCAAGUUUUGUAUGAAGGGGCCCAUCCGUGAACUGUAAAAUUUUAUAUAUGUUAAAGGAGGUGAUGAAAUUAGAAAAUAUCCUCUCCAGACAACAUUUUAAAGUAAAAAAAAACGAAGAUUAUCCUAAAAGUAUCGACAGAAGGAAUUCUUCUAAAUUCUUGGAGCUGGUAAAAAAUGCGUUAAAUAGUAAAUAUGAAAACGAAUUUCUGAUCAAAGGAAUUCAUGUUCCAACAAAAGUCUUAAGCCUUCAUAAACUGACCAAUAUCUCCAGUAAAUCCUUGAAUUCUUCUGAAAUUAAAAAUGUAAAAUAUCCUAAAAUACUUUCUUCCCUCAAAAUGCACGAAGUACAUAAAAUAUUUAACAGCAGGCAUGCUAAUCGACUCAAAAGAAAUAUUGAUGACAUGUCUGUGACCGACAGAAUUAUGGAAUAUGAAGAAGAAUCUAAUGAAAAUGAAGAACUUGCUUUAUCCCGUCAGCGUGACAAAUUCCAUGGAGAUGAUAACGACAAAUUUAUUACUUAUAAAAGCCCCAUUACUGGAAUAAAGUCUUUGAUUAAACGCAGAAUUCCUUACAAAACUCGUCAUGAAAGCAUGAGAAACAGAAAUUCUGAGUUAGAUAAUUUUAUUACUAAUUUUAAUUUUCAGCCUAAAAAUUUGCCUAAUUUACCUCUCCGAGGAAUAGAUGAAUUCCAAUCACGGAAAUCGAACUUUGGAGAAAGCUAUCCACCAGUAAAACGAGAAACCCAGGAACUUAAUACGGGACAUUUUACUUUAGGAUCAAGCUUUCAAAUUCGUACAAAAAAUUCAACGGAGCUGAAUAAAAAGUUUAAAAUCCUUCCAAAAACUUAUUUGAAUACUGUAUAUGCAAAAGAACUUGAUGUGAAUGCCAACAUUCUUCGUGGUCUUGAUAAAAUAAUUCGAAAACUAGAUAAUUUGUCAAGAGGCUCCUUUCACUCUGAAGCAAAACAGGUUGAAGAUUUAUUGAGAUACAUUGAGAGAAUGAGAAGUGAUCAAAAAGGUACCUCAGGAAAUAUUCCGCGCGAAGAUAAACCACUUCAUUCUCAUAAGAAAACAAAAGUAAAACCACAUUAUGAUAAAGAAUCACAUAAUGCACGCACAGCAGUUGAUGUGAAUGAAAAAGGGUCAGACCUGAAAACAAAUAUAAAAGUUUCACAGAAAAGAAUACAAAACAGAAAGAAGAAUCUUGAAGAAAUGCAGGUGGAACCUAUAGGAUUUCUGUUCCAAAAUAGCGCAGUGGGAAAACAAGCAAAAACUAAAGACGAUAUACAAAUGGAUGAUAUAAUAAGAGAUCUGGAACAAAGACCCCAAAUAAAAGAAAAUAAAUCCAAAGGAAAGGGGAUGAAUGAAGGAACAAUUGAACAGAAGAUAUCUGAGGACAAAAUUCACAAGGAAAAAGAAGAAAAUCUGUUUUCCACAUCUACGCCAAUAAAAAACGGGAAGAAAAAAAUCAUUCAAAGUUACGUAGAACAGGGACGCAAAACAGGUGAUGUUAAAAGUAAAUGGAAAGCUAAUAUAAAACACCUAGGAAAUUAUCAAAUAAGAAAUGAAAUGCAAGAUUUAUUUACGAAAGAAUGGGAUGUACUCAAUGCUGGAAAAAAGAAAAAUGGCGAUGAAGCAACAGAGCAAGACAGGGGAAUUGAGAAGAAAAUAACGAAUGCGGAAGAAAGACAGUUGAAAGACAAAUUUACUGGCUCAGAAAACAUUAUUUUAGGAAUAAGCAAUAAAAUGGAAAAAAGUCCAGAGGAUAAAAUAAAUGACAGAAGAAUUAAAUGGAAAGAAAAUGCAGAAAGUCCAGAACAGGAUCAAAUGGAAAACGAAAUGCAAGAUUUAUUUUCAAAAGAAGAAGAGAAACUUAACGUUGGAGAAAAGAAUGGUGAUGAAGCAACAGAGCAAGACAGGGGAAUUGAGAAAGAAAUAACGAAUGCAGAAGAUAGGCAGUUGGAAGACAAAUUUACUGGCUCAGAAAACAUUAUGUUUGGAAAUAGAAAUAAAAUGGAGAAUAAAAUAAAUAACAGAAGAAUUAAAUGGAAAGAAAAUGCAGAAGGUCCAGAAGAGGAUCAGAUGAAAAACGAAAUGCAAGAUUUAAUUUCUACAGAAGAAGAGGUACUUAAAGUUGGAGAAAAGGAAAGCGACGAAGCAACAGAACAGAAGGGAAUGAUGAAAGAAAUAUCGAAUACAGAGGAAACACUAAUGGAAGGUACAUCUAUUGGUUCAAAAAGGAUAAUGCUAGUAAAACCUAUCGAUUCUGCAGACAGACAAAUGGAAACUCCGUUAAAAAGCUUGGAAGGAAAUAGCCGAAAAGAAACACAUAACUACAAGCCAGAUGACUGGGUUAUACUUCAAAGCUAUAUAACAGAAACUUCAGCGUCCCGUAGUACUAUUACACAACAAAUGAAAGAAAAUGAUAGUUCUGAAAUUUUAGAUAUCCUAAAGGUGUUGAAGAAAAUCACAUUACUUAAAUCCAAUGAAUUCACUGAUGCAAUGGAAGAAAAAACUGAGAGAGGAAUUUUGAACAUGGAUCUUGGUAACACAGACCAAGGAAAAAGAUCUAAAGCAGCAAGUAGCAAAAUAUUUUCUAAAACUAAAUUACCUCUCGGCAGUUAUAAUAUAACUUUGCAAUCAACUGCAAAAAUAUUUCCAAUAACAGAAAAAUAUGUUGAGGAUUUUGUAUUAAGGGAUACCUAUAGGAACGCAGGAAAUCAAUCAACAAAUUUUGACGUAGGCCUUAGGUCUCUCAAUACGUUAACGAAGUACUUUGCUCUAUUUCUGAAUAAUACUGGAAUUAACACUGCUAAUCAAAAUGAUAGACAUCCCAAGGAACAAACUACAUAUUUACAGCUUUAUCCAUACUUUUGUAUAUUUCUUUCUAUAGUUGUUUUUGUUUUGUUCAUCGUCAUUUUCCUAUGUUGGUACAAGACCUGGACGAGAAAGAUCUAUGAAGCGAAGGAUCUGGAUGUGGUGCUAAAAGAAAAGUGUUCAGAAGAAAUAUCACAGCAGCAUAGUAGAAAAUCUGUAACUAAUAAUACAAAAGAUGAAAGUUCUAUAAAGACCGAAGAUAUCAAAGAUAGCUCUUUCGCUUCUCUAGAGGAACGCUUAGAAGAUGUUAGCACUCAGAUUAUGGACACAAAUAAAUCAAGAUCUCUAGAAGAUAUCAUUCAAGACGUAUGUACUAAAGCAGCCAACGACUUUGCUUUAACUAAAGAAGACACUGCCCGACUAAAGCAGAGAAUCAUAACUACUGAUAAAUGUGAACGUAUCGAUCAAAUGCUGACAACUAACGAAUUAGAAAGAGCCUUUUACCAGUCUAAAAGUCUGACCCUAUUGAAUGAAGAAUCCAGAAAUAAGCCCAUUAAAUCUCCGUUUAAAUCUUCAGUGGAUGAAGGAAACUUUGACAGUUCAUUAAUAACAAAAUUAGGCGCUGCUCCCAUUAGUAGUAGUGGCCAAAUUUCGCUUAUGAACAUGGCUGAUACAGCGACCACUAUUGCAACGAAGAACUCAGUUAAUGACAUUGCCCAAAAAUGACCACAGUUUCAAAAUUUCUAGUUAUUUAUAAAAUAAACAGAACUAUUUUUUAACCAAUUUUCAAAAUUUAUAAACAAUGCUUAAACUCGAAAUUAAAAGUACGUAUGUAUUUAACGAGAAUGUAUAAACAUUGGAAAUAUUUUGGAUCCCUGUUGCUAGACUAAUAAAAAUUAUCCUCAUUUA
This is a messenger RNA of Stegodyphus dumicola, 4028 nucleotides long. RefSeq lists its product as uncharacterized. The record is from RefSeq and is a predicted model, not a curated record. Lineage: Eukaryota; Metazoa; Arthropoda; Arachnida; Araneae; Eresidae.